GGCUGCUGGACCAGCGAGCGGCCGGCGGGCGGGCGGCAGUCGGCGGCUGGAAGCGGCGCGGCCAACACGCGCUAUCGUCUCCGUCCCCGUCACAGACCCAGUGAUCAAGAUGAAGUCACAUCUUCUACUACUGGCUCUUGUAUUUUGCCUUUUGGUUUCCGAUGCUUUUGCAGAUAAAGUGAGGAAACACAAGAAAUAUCGGCGAGUCCGCACUACAACUACUACCACAACAGAACCGCAAGCUGAAGCCAUUCAAGGAGCAGAGGAUGGUGAUGUUUUCUCAGUGCUAGCACAGGAUGAAGAAGAAGAGGAAAAAGCACAGGAGAAUGAAGAUUUGAAAAAGACACCAGAAGAGGAAGAAGAGGAGCCACAGCAGCCAGACGAUAAUGAAGUCAUAGCCAUUGAUCCUUGUGCAGAGAAGCACUGUGGAGCUGGUCAAGUGUGUGAAGUGAAUGAACAAGGAGAAGGGCACUGUGUCUGUAUUCCUGACUGUCCUGUUGAAGUGGAUCCUCGCAGAAAGGUGUGUUCCAAUCACAAUGAGACUUGGGGCUCAGACUGUGAGGUCUACCAGAUGCGUUGCUGGUGCAAGCAUGGCAUGGAUGGAUGCCGGGGUGAUGAAUACUCUCAUGUCCACAUUGAAUAUUAUGGCGAAUGCAGAGACAUGCCUGAAUGCACACCUGAUGAAAUGGCUGACUUCCCACGCCGAAUGCGUGACUGGCUUUUCAACAUAAUGCGUGAUUUGGCUGACCGUCGUGAACUGACACCUCACUACCUGGAAAUGGAACGCGAAGCUGAAAAUAAUAUGACCCGCCGAUGGACCAACGCUGCCAUCUGGAAAUGGUGUGACUUGGAUGGACACCCACAUGACAGGAGUGUGUCAAGGCAUGAGCUGUUCCCAAUCCGUGCUCCACUCAUGGCUCUAGAGCACUGUAUAGCACCUUUCCUUGACAGCUGUGAUGUUAACGACGAUCACACUAUCUCCCUGGUAGAAUGGGGGAAAUGCCUGGAAUUGGAUCAGGAUGAUCUGGAUGAAAGGUGUGAUGAACUGAGAGAAGGCUAAGGAGCUAUACUCCUUGAAAGCUCCAAUCCUAUUUGGCCUUUUUGUUUGGAGUAAAGUGUGGUACAAAGUAACUUCACACUUUGGAAAUUGAUAAUACUUGCAUUAGUACUAUUCAGUACUUUGUGAAAUCAAACAUGUGGUGCUAAGCUUUUAGUUUUGUAAGUUAACGUGUUUUUAACACUAUAUAUUUAAGAUGUGCAACUACCGUACUACUUCCGACCAACUAGACAAAAAGAAAAGUGCAGCAUUGUGAAAUAUUUAGUUUUAGUGUUAAAUGAAAACUGAUUUAAUUAUUGUGAUUAUUAUUUGACAACACUGCCAUAGGUUUUAAUAAUAAGUUUUUUUUAUUAUUAUACUGUACAUUUGAAAAUAAAAUGUCAACAAAAUA
Messenger RNA from Schistocerca cancellata (South American locust), 1448 nucleotides. RefSeq names its product SPARC (gene SPARC). The transcript is spliced from 8 exons. Gene Ontology annotation, molecular function: extracellular matrix binding; protein binding; collagen binding. The record is from RefSeq and is a predicted model, not a curated record. The coding region runs from base 110 to 1060 and encodes 316 amino acids. NCBI's taxonomy places the organism in Eukaryota, Metazoa, Arthropoda, Insecta, Orthoptera, Acrididae. Gene Ontology annotation, biological process: anatomical structure development.